This is a messenger RNA of Paramormyrops kingsleyae, 2373 nucleotides long. RefSeq names its product F-box protein 21 (gene fbxo21). Lineage: Eukaryota; Metazoa; Chordata; Actinopteri; Osteoglossiformes; Mormyridae. The record is from RefSeq and is a predicted model, not a curated record. Gene Ontology annotation, molecular function: protein binding; DNA binding.
CAUUGCUGGGAAACGUCGUUCCCGUUAUUUCUUACUGGACAAGGGGAAUCGUAUAACUGAAGAAGACGCCUGUGAGCGCUAUUAAUGCUGCGGGCCAUUCAGGAUCAGUAUCCUAAGGGUUCGAAGGUGGGCCAAAAGGGUAUUGGGACACUACAAGAAAUCGACGCAACACACAACCCAUUCGAGCUGAUAUUACGUCACAUCCGCCCCAGCUCAGCCCUCUGCACCAGAAAGGGGCGGUCCCUGAGCAAUGAGGUAAUUGGUGUAAACAGUAAAGAUGGCCACGUUUGGGGAUGGAGAAGAACAUUCGCUGUCUAACGGGGGUCUUCCCGAAGCCCGCAGCAAAAAGCUGACCGAUCUUCCUACCGAGCUGCUGGAGCACAUAUUGUGUUUCCCGGUCCUCGGCCACGCUGACAUCUCCGACGUGUCUUGUAGCUGCAAGAGGCUCUACGAUGUAUGUCACGGCAGGGGAAAGGUGUGGGAACAUCAGUAUAAACUCAGGUGGCCCAGAUUACUGAAAAAUUACAGACCAAACGAGUCUUGGGACUGGAGGACGGAGUACAAGACGCGACACGUCGUCGGUCUGCAGAUCCGUAGGACUGUGGAGUCCAUUUCCAAGAGAUUCUUUACUGAAGUUCCUUGCGUUGGCCAGGUGCUGGGGGACAGCUUCGCUGAGAUCGAGUCCUUGGGAGCCCCAGAGCACUUCUGUGAAGAUGAGCUGAUCUCCAUAUUGAAUUCUGACACAAGGAAGAGCCUGACGUUGAAGUACUAUGCAAAGAAAAUCCUUUACUUUCUCCGUCAGCAGAACAUCCUGAAGAGUCUGAAGGCUUUCUUGGAAAAGCCAGCUGAGCAACAAUCUGCGCUUGAAGGUGCCGUCCUGGUGGAUCAGUACUGUAAUCCGCUGGCGGACGUCUCGCUGCAGAGCAUAACUGCCCAGCUGGUCGAAAUCGCAGACAAGGUUAAGAAGACUCUGCGCCGGACCAACCCCUCCCACUCCAGCCUGAGAGCGGACCAAGGUAACUGCCUCGUGGUCGAGGACUUCGAGCUGCAGAGGCAGGUGAUCUGUGCUCUCAACUCCGUCCUGUAUGAUCAGCUGAAGUACAAGGGUAAUGAGACAGACUACUACAACCCCCUGAACUCGUACAUCCACCAGGUGCUGCUCCGUAGGACAGGAAUUCCCAUCAGCCUCUCUGUCCUCUACAUGACCCUGGCCCAGAAACUGGGCGUCCGGCUGGAACCAGUUAACUUCCCCAAUCACUUUUUGCUACGUUGGUGCCAGCGGCCAAUGAGGAGUGAGGAUAUCUACGACUACGUUUACAUCGACGCCUUUGGGAAGGGCAAGCAGCUCACCGCCAAGGAAUGCGAGUAUCUCAUCGGCCACCAGGUGACCGAGGAUUACUACAGCUGCAUCAGCACGACGGAGCUUCUGCUAAGGAUGGUGGGAAAUCUCCUCAACAUCGGCAAGCGGGGGGAGGGCAGUGAGAAGUCCUACCAGCUUCUGAGAGACUCCCUGGACCUCUAUCUCACCAUCAACCCUGACAACGUCCAGUACUUACUGUUACAGGCCAGGCUGUACUUCCACCUGGGAAUCUGGCCAGAAAAGGUCCUGGACAUCCUGCAGCACAUCCAGGCCCUGGACCCGUCCCAGCACGGCGCCGUGGGCUACCUGGUGCAGCACACGCUGGAGCACAUUCAGCAUAAGAAGCACCCGGGGGAACCGGAGGCUAAGCUCCGCAGCACCACCGAGCACGCAGAGGUCCGCUUCUCCGUGGGCCUCGUCAUGAAGCAUAAGAGGUCGGGCUACAACUGUGUGAUCUAUGGGUGGGACCCCAAAUGCACCAUGAGCCAUGAGUGGAUUACCACCAUGAGGGUCCACCAACUGUCCAAUGGAGCCAACCAGCCCUUCUACAAUGUCCUGGUGCAGGACGGGACCUGUCGCUAUGCAGCACAGGAGAACCUGGAGCCGCAUGCAGAGCCACUGGAGAUCGGGCACCCCGAGGUGGGUCGUUACUUCUCGGAGUUCUGCGGCACCCACUAUGUGGCCAACGAGGAGCUGCAGGCGCGCUACCCAGAGGACCUGGCGGAGUCGCUGCGCGUCGUUAGCGAGCUCUACCAGGGAGGCACCCGCGACCCGGCAGAGAGACCCCCCGAGCCUCAGAGUGGUGACGGCGCCGCCGUGUAGCCACAGCGCACCCCCGCGUCCCGGCCAAGAAUCAAGCCAAGCCCCCGCCAGUCGCCGCUGCGUGACGACAAGCCAAGGAGGUUACCUGUCAGUUACUGUAGUAAACAACCACUAACGAACAAUGACUUUUCACCUUCACAAUGUGUUUUUUUCCCUGUAUAUUUCCGAUUAAAAAUGGUAGUGAUUAAUGA